AUGGCGAGUGAUACUAGAGCGAAUCGUGAAAAGAUUGAGUUAGAUAAUUUGUUGGCCCCGCCCGGAGGGGUAGCGGGGGAGGAGAACGGAACAACUAACGAAGGUGAGGUACGUGACGGAAGGGAGUCGCUGGCAUUGCCCAGCCCUGCCACCUCUUAUGGAAGUACCAUGAGUAUAGGACCUGGCGCUUCUACUGCUAACCUGUUGAGGAUAGAUCUUGAUAAGAAGAUUUCCCGCCACACGGGAGAGGAACGGGAAACAUGGGACAGUCGAGCAGAGUUUAUCCUGUCACUCAUUGGCUAUGCUGUGGGGCUGGGCAACGUGUGGAGGUUUCCCUACCUGACGCAGAAAAACGGCGGUGGAGCAUUCCUCAUUCCGUACGCCGUGAUGUUGGUUAUUGAGGGAAUUCCUCUAUUCUACCUCGAGCUAGCCGUUGGUCAGCGCCUCCGGAAGGGGGCAGUCGGGGCCUGGAAUCAAGUCUCGCCAUUUCUACAGGGUUUAGGAUUGGCUUCCGCGGGAGUGUCCAUUAACCUUGCCUUGUAUUACAACACCAUCAUGGCAUGGUGCUGCAUCUACCUUGUACAGAGCUUUCAAAGUCCUCUUCCUUGGUCAGUCUGUCCCUCAACAACCGUAGGCAACGUCACUGUCGUAAAUCCGGAAUGUCAGAAAAGUGGCUCCACCUCCUAUUUUUGGUACAGACAAACCUUAGACAUAGCACCCUCAAUUGAAUCGCCGAGUGUCAUCAACUGGAAGUUGGCCGUGUCACUGUUGGUGUGUUGGACCAUUGUGUACCUGUGUCUCAUCAGAGGAAUUAAAUCUUCAGGAAAGGUGGUGUAUAUCACAGCAACGUUUCCAUACUUGGUGCUCGUUAUAUUCUUCUUCAGAGGUAUCACUUUGCGUGGAUUUGAGAAAGGGUUAUGGCACUUGUUUGUACCAGAGUGGAAGUCCCUGCUCGACCCUAAGGUAUGGCUGGACGCUGCCACUCAGAUUUUUUACUCCUUCGGUUUGGCGUUUGGCUGUCUGAUUGCCCUCUCCUCCUACAACCCCGUCAGAAACAACUUCGCAAAACAGGCUUAUUUUGUAACCAUCUGUGACUUUUUCACUUCCAUAUUCACUGCUACAGUCGUUUUCUCCAUACUCGGUUUCAAAGCUACAAUAGCUUACGAGGAGUGUCUUGAAAAGUAUGGUAAUGGUAGCGAUGUGAUCACUAACGGACACUCCCAUGUCAACCAUACCUGUGACUUCAAAACAAUCCUGGUGGAGUCUGGCUCUGGGACAGGUCUGGCAUUUAUAGCGUUUACAGAGGCGAUCAACCAAUUUCCGGUGGCACAGCUCUGGUCUAUCCUAUUUUUCCUUAUGCUUUUCACUCUCGGUCUGGACAGCAUGUUCGGCACGUUAGAAGGCGCUCUCACCUCCAUCAACGACAUGAUGCUCUUUCCAGGGGUUCGCAGGGAAAUCAUGUGUGGUGUGGUUUGUCUGCUCUCAUUCAUCAUUGCGCUGUGUUUCACAACAUCCACUGGCUCAUACGUGUUUUUCCUCUUCGACGCCUUCUCUGCAAACAUUCCUCUACUUAUCAUCGCCUUUAUAGAGUGUAUAGCUGUCUCCCAUAUAUAUGGCCUGGACCAAUUGUCCUAUGAUAUUGAGAUGAUGAUUGGCAAACGGCCCAGUUACUUCUUCUUGAUAUGCUGGAAGUAUGUAGGUCCAGUCGCUAUGGUGAUCAUAUUCCUCGCCAGCAUCAUAGAAAUGUUUUCUGAUGGAUUAUCAUACGAUAUAUGGGAUGCGACAAAGGGUUUCCCGGUGACCGUCCCGUUGCCAUGGUGGUGUCUGGUAGUUGCAUUUUUGUUGGUCAUGUCCUCUGUUCUUUGGAUCCCAUUAGUCGCAGUUGUAAAGUAUUUUCAUAUCAUUGACUGGAAAAAUGAAGUCCCGGCAUUUUUUCCAGAAGAGGAACUUACCGAAGAAAAAAAUAUUAAGCCUCAUGUUACCACGAGCUUCGAGAAACAGUUUUUAGGUUUUAAACAAUAG
Ylistrum balloti is the source of this 2022-nucleotide messenger RNA. RefSeq names its product sodium-dependent neutral amino acid transporter B(0)AT3-like. The record is from RefSeq and is a predicted model, not a curated record. Gene Ontology annotation, cellular component: plasma membrane. The transcript is spliced from 10 exons. The coding region runs from base 1 to 2022 and encodes 673 amino acids. Lineage: Eukaryota; Metazoa; Mollusca; Bivalvia; Pectinida; Pectinidae. Gene Ontology annotation, biological process: sodium ion transmembrane transport.